Trypanosoma cruzi is the source of this 1047-nucleotide messenger RNA. Its product is annotated as serine acetyltransferase, putative. The record is from RefSeq and is a predicted model, not a curated record. Gene Ontology annotation, molecular function: L-serine O-acetyltransferase activity. Gene Ontology annotation, cellular component: cytosol. NCBI's taxonomy places the organism in Eukaryota, Euglenozoa, Kinetoplastea, Trypanosomatida, Trypanosomatidae. The coding region runs from base 1 to 1047 and encodes 348 amino acids. The transcript has a single exon.
AUGAAUCGACUCGAAGUCAUUCGGAAGUCAAUUUCAUAUGUUGGCCUCGAUCCGGCCAUGUUCAAACCUUACCCUUUUAAUGUCAGUAGUUCUGCCCUCUCAGAACUGAUGGACUGCAUGUCCUACAUUGUAUUCCCCGAAUUCAGUGAACCCCCAAUGAAUCCUGUGACUGUCCCCGAGCAACGCCUUGGCGGCAGUGCACUGCUUCAAUGGACACUGACCCGCAUGGCCGACAUUAUCAACUCACAGAUUUAUUCUGCCCUUAUGCUUCAGGGCCACACGAAAUGCUCUAAAGAUGAAGCAGGUAUUCCCCACUCGUUAAAUGCUGAGAGCGGGUCAAAUGAUGAUGGUUUUACACCUCAAAAUGAAACUCAUGCCUUUGGCGAAGUUAGAUCUUUUCAUUUGGAAGCCAAGAAAAGGGCGGAAGAGAUCACAGAAGCUUUUCUAACGCGUAAAUUACGCAGCAUACGGUGGCUUCUUCGUACCGAUGCAGAAAGUAUCCUUAAUAAUGAUAUUGCAUCCAACUCUCUCUCGGAAGUGGUUCUUUGCUAUCCCGGACUACGCUGCAUGAAACACCAGCGCACUGCACAUGCGUUACACGAACUGGGGGCUCCAAGCAUUUUUACGCGCCUUCUUACAGAAAUGGCGCAUUCCACGACCGGCAUUGACAUCCAUCCUGCUACCUCUAUUGGCCAUCAUUUUUUUAUUGAUCAUGGCACUGGUAUUGUGAUUGGGUCAACCGCCAUCAUUGGCAACUACGUAUCUAUAUACCAUGGGGUCACGCUGGGGACAAGGUCUUUUCCUGUGGUUGCUAAAACUGGGGAGAAGGUGAGGAACCUUGCACGCCACCCCAUUAUUGAGGACAGAGUGACCAUCUACGCCAACGCUAUGGUGCUUGGCCGAAUUCGGAUAGGGAAGGAUAGCGUCAUUGGUAGCCACUGCCUGGUCUUGAAGGACUUACCUCCAAAAUCCAUGAUUCGGCGGACAUCCAAUGCAAAACUCCCUACUCCAUAUAUAACCCUUCAAAAAGGUGGAUCGGAUAUAUGA